This is a messenger RNA of Ostertagia ostertagi, 762 nucleotides long. Lineage: Eukaryota; Metazoa; Nematoda; Chromadorea; Rhabditida; Trichostrongylidae. The record is from the annotation of a GenBank genome assembly.
AUGUGUUCACUAAGGAAAUUAAUAUUUUUCGGAAGGAAGUUUGGAUCACAAUUCAAAGGUUAUGAGGAAAUCUUUGUGGAUUCCUCAUUUGUUUUUACGAAUGCAAACCCAUACCUCGAUUAUCCUCGUCCAAUGCUACACAAAACUGUUCCGAUCGGCGGAGUUGCUGUCAAAAUCGAUUCCAAGAAAAAAGUUCUAACAAAGAUUUUAUUCAGAAUCAAUAAUAUACGUCUAUUUAUGCCUGAAACAACGUUUAUCUGGAAAUAUGAAGAGGAAGGCUCGCAAAUAGCUGCUUAUCUGAAAAAUGUCUAUUUGCGGACUUGGGUCCCGCAGAUUGCUCUUCUUGAGAUACCGGUCUUCGCGGAUCAAAUCAGGAAUGCUCAGAUGCUUGCCAAACACGGUGGUGGUAUUGUUCUGAGCAAAUCUGCUUUGGAGCAUCCAGAGGAAGUGAGGAGUUCUCUCGAAAGCAUUCUCCACGAUGAAAGUAUAGCUAUCGGUUCUUCCGUCCAUUUCAAGCGCUUCACUAAAAAUGCGAAACGGCUGUCGGAGAUGCUGUUGAAUCAGCCAGUCAGCGCCAAGCAGCUCCUCAUCAAACACAGCGAAUUUGCCGCCAGGUUUGGACGCUUGCCGAAUCUCGACCCAUAUGGACGGCAUUUAUCUUUUAUCGAGUAUUACCUGAUUGACAUUUUUCUUGCCGUUCUCGGUGUCAUAAUUGUUGUAGCGUUGGUUGUCUACAAAAUUUCUCGGAGGAUAGAAUUAUAG